AUGACUCACGGACAGCUUGCCACGCUGUCAACUGUGCGACUGUUGACAAACGCCCGCCUCGCGCGCAACCGAAGCAGAGUUCACGAGGCAGAGGAAGAAGAAAACACGGGGACAAAAGAUGUCGGUGGACUUGGCCGAUUGAGCGAGAUUCGUACGCGACUUUCGUCGAGAUUUCGCGCGGUCAGCGAGCGAUCGACCGAUGCAGCGCGCAACAUGGAGUCCGCGGUAGCGUGCAACAAGCAGGCCGAGCGCCGGCGAUCUACGCGAUCGUCGACCUCGAGGAAUCGGUUUUCCUCACGAAACAUGCGCUCGGACGCUUUCUACGCCGGCGUGGAACCGUUAUCCGUUCGACGCGCGUUGCAUAAUUCCGCCGGCCCAGACCCACAUACGAAUUCCGCUCCGAAUUCCAGCGGAUCGACGGAACGCGUUAAGAGGCAGCCGUUAACUUCCGCUCGUCCGACCACCGCGCAGGAACACGUUCGUCGUGAACUAUUCUACACGAUCCCGCGAGACGUGGCGGUCUCACGAAGGGAGAUCCUGCGGAGAUGCAGCAAGGAGAAGGAGGCUCGUCCCUCCUCCGAGUGGAGGCUCGUCGUCUCCGACAAUCUCGACGAGGAGCAACGUGAAAGACCGAGGACUCUACCGUCCAUCGCGAGAAGAUCUCGCAGAGAGGCAACGAGCAAAGGUGCUGCGGUGUCUCAUUCAGGGGUGCAGGGAUACAGAAAGGUCUCCAGGCAGGACAUAUUAUGCAGGAGAGCGAGCGUGGACGCAUCGGUGGUGGGCAUUUCACGUGGAAGGGGAGCUGGCGUUUCACCAGGCCAGGAGGAGAGGAUAGAAAGUUCAGAGGCGAAAGGUGCCGCGUUCGCGAGAUCGUCGGCCGGCCGACCGAGGAAUGUCCCGAGGCCGGGAAACAGGUGGCCCGGGUGGGGCAGAGAGGACGAGAGAGAGUCCAGGUCGGUCUGCGAUUUCCUGGCAGUGACCAGCAAGCUGCAGGACAUUACCCGCGGCCUUGUGCCGAGACCGUCGACCUUGCCCAAGAUAAUCCACCACGCGUCGCGAUCGGCUAGAAUCGGAGGGGAUGAUUGGAACAACCCGAGGCUGGCCAAAGACGCGGUGAGAAAGGAGCCGCCUGUCUACGGAAGGAUACGAAGGAGGAAAACCUCGUUGCCCUCCAACGGCGGCUCGGUCGUGUCUCUCAACACGCUGACCAGAACCGGAUACCCAAAACCCGGCAGCAUCCGCAUCAGAGAAAGAGCCGUGGACGUGGAGUUUCGAACGACCACCAGACACCUUCGCGAUCCGGUCCCCGACACGCCGUACUACUACUCGGCCACGUUGCCUCUCGUUGCCGACAUGAGAACGAAUCCCCAGCGAGGCGCGAUCUACGCCAAGGUGUCACGAAGAACGUCGAAGAGCCGUCAGAACACCGAGAACAAGGUCCAGGUGACGAGAGACGACAGUGUCGAUGGGAUCGAGGGUGAAACGAGCACCGGUCGCAGGACCAUGUCGCGCAAGAGGAUCAUCGAGAACACGAGAGACAGCUACGGAGGAGGAGGAGGAUCGAUUAAAAUUCAAUCGGAUGGAUUUCAGAGCGAGGGCCGUGGAAAGAGAGAAUCGAACGAGACGUCGGGCGUCGAAUCGAAUCGAACGAGAGAGUCGGACAAGUCGGGCGCCAGCGAGGAAAGUGGAGGCGACAGGCGUGAUUUUCGAUCCAAGGAUGCGACCCAGACGAGCAGAUCCAAGCCUGCGCGGGUCGAAAACUUUCGCUCGACGCAACGAGAGAUCGGCACGGCGGCCAGGUCGGCGACUACUCUUCCCAGUUGCGUGAAAAGUUCGAGAAAGUACUCGAUGGAAGGCACGCCGGGUCCGAUCGACUGUCCGAGGAAACUGCCCAAAGAGACGAGCGUCUCGUCGAGGCGUGGCAAAGAGCGGUCAAACUACGUGAAGAAGUCCGCGAGAAGCCACGUUAGGGCGUACAGCGACGCGAACAGCGGCCGAUCCAACUCGCCGGUCGCCACGUCCUCGAUUUUUGGAUUCUGCACCGGGAAAAGGAAAGUUCAGUCCUCGUCGAAGGUUGAAUGUGCCUCGACGUGUCCGACGUGGAGCGUGGAAACGGGUGAAUUGGUGUGGUUCGACCCGGGCGUCGGCCACGUAUUGCCAGGAGAGGUUUUAGAAUACCACAGGGCCGCCAACGUUCUCUCGGUGCAAGCAGUGAUCGCCGGCAAGAAAGAAACUUGUCCAGAUGGAACACGUUCUUUCGCGAGCACCGCGACGACGACUGGAAAGAGGGCAAAAGCUCGAGGCGUUGUAAAUUAUUCGUGGCCGGGAAUAAGUUAUGCAAGAUCUGUGACACAACCUCGAUUAUGA
Messenger RNA from Heterotrigona itama, 2367 nucleotides. The record is from the annotation of a GenBank genome assembly. Lineage: Eukaryota; Metazoa; Arthropoda; Insecta; Hymenoptera; Apidae.